UAGGUUGGCAGAGAGAAGUAACGAAACAACAAAGACGCCAAGAACAAAGCUUGACGUUGUCUCUUGAAGGCAUCACUGUCAUCUUCUUCCAAACACAUAGCAUUCGCCAUCUUCCUUCUCACUCAGCAAAUGAGUCGGCAUCCUGAAGUUCUGUGGGCACAGCGUUCUGAUAGGGUUUACCUUACUGUUGCUCUACCUGAUGCCAAGGAUGUUUCUGUGAAGUGUGAGCCUCAGGGUUUGUUUAGUUUCUCUGCUUCUGGAGUUCAAGAUGAAUCUUAUAGCUUUAGCUUAGAACUAUAUGGAUCCAUUGAACCUGAGGGUUGUAAAACUAAAUCUGGCUUAAGAAACAUACUAUGCUCAAUUCAGAAAGGAGAAAAAGGUUGGUGGAAGAGGCUCCUGAAGUCUGAAGAGAAACCGGCUCCAUACCUGAAGGUUGAUUGGAACAGAUGGUGUGAUGAGGAUGACGAAGAGACAACUUCUGAUUUGGUAUCUGACGAUGAUGCACGGUUUGUUGGUCAAGAUGAUGGAAGCAGUGAUGAUGAAGGAAUGUUAUAUCUUCCUGACUUGGAAAAGGCUAGGGGAUAGUGACUCUUUACAGUACUAACAGAUUUAAGAAGCAUCAUUGAGAUGGAAUCAUAGGGAACUAUUUAAAUAGGUUCAGGGAUAGACUACUUGAUAAGA
Messenger RNA from Abrus precatorius (Indian licorice), 681 nucleotides. Its product is annotated as co-chaperone protein p23-2. Gene Ontology annotation, cellular component: nucleus; cytosol. The record is from RefSeq and is a predicted model, not a curated record. The coding region runs from base 130 to 585 and encodes 151 amino acids. Gene Ontology annotation, biological process: chaperone-mediated protein complex assembly; protein folding. The transcript has 6 exons. NCBI's taxonomy places the organism in Eukaryota, Viridiplantae, Streptophyta, Magnoliopsida, Fabales, Fabaceae. Gene Ontology annotation, molecular function: protein-folding chaperone binding; Hsp90 protein binding.